AUGCCUGAUUGCAAAUACCCUCAGGCAAGGGAACUCGCACCCAAGACCAUGGACGGCCACGGUACAAUGGCUAUGGCACAGUCCAAGGUUGGAGAACAAGGCUCUUCCAUAGACCUUUUCUACACCCACAGCAACAACAACAAUAACAACAAAACCUUCUUAGGCUUUUCCAUAGAGCUUUCGUAUCCUCCCGACAAGUGCAACAACAGCAAAAACAACAACAAUGCCAGCAACAACAAAAACAGCAGCAACAACAGUAGCAAUAACAACAAAAGCAACAGCAGCAAAGUAGUUGGUAGGCUUACACCCCCGAGAGUCUUCCCUCGCCAACCUCAGCUCCUCCUUCAGCCUCUCUAUCUCUUUCAAACCCUUCCAGCCUCACUUUCUCCACCAAUCAAACCAACUCACUACACCUCCCCAAUUGCCCUGCCAGCUGCCACACCAACAGCCCCACGGUCACUGGGACGGACCAACAACAACAAACAACAACAACAACCAACCAAGAACACGGACACCACAACCCAACACAACAACACCAAGGACUACAACCAACAACUCAACAACGCAACAAUCAAGGAACAACAACCACAACUCAACAACACAGCAACCAAUCCAAUUAACAUAACCACUAACAACACAACAACCAACCGAGGAACACAACCUCACAUAUAA
Macrobrachium nipponense is the source of this 672-nucleotide messenger RNA. RefSeq names its product probable WRKY transcription factor protein 1. The coding region runs from base 1 to 672 and encodes 223 amino acids. The transcript is spliced from 5 exons. NCBI's taxonomy places the organism in Eukaryota, Metazoa, Arthropoda, Malacostraca, Decapoda, Palaemonidae. The record is from RefSeq and is a predicted model, not a curated record.